Melanaphis sacchari is the source of this 2995-nucleotide messenger RNA. Its product is annotated as protein maelstrom homolog. The record is from RefSeq and is a predicted model, not a curated record. Gene Ontology annotation, molecular function: sequence-specific DNA binding. Gene Ontology annotation, biological process: male meiotic nuclear division; piRNA processing; negative regulation of DNA-templated transcription. NCBI's taxonomy places the organism in Eukaryota, Metazoa, Arthropoda, Insecta, Hemiptera, Aphididae. The coding region runs from base 1605 to 2741 and encodes 378 amino acids. Gene Ontology annotation, cellular component: nucleus; P granule. The transcript has 11 exons.
UCCAUUCCAUUUGUUAUUUUUUUUGGUUUAAAUAAUAAUUAAUAAUUGUUAUAUUAUCCUUUGUAGUCUUAGUACUAUGGUAUCACUGUGAACUGCGUGAGCAUUUCACGUCAUUGUAUUAUAAUAUUUCCCUUCGAUCAUUAGCCAAAGCAAUACGGGUUGUUGUACGUCCGAUUGGGGGCCUCCGAGCCACAAAAAUCUCUUUACACUAUUUUUCUGUAUAAAUAUCUCUAUUCGCCAGCAUGGGCCAUGAAGACGUGGGUAUCGUUAAUAUUUUUGUCGCAUGUGAUAUUUUCCUAGUAUUCUAAUACUCUAUGGUCUAUACUUCGAAAUGUAUUACAAUGUCUAAUUCGUAGAGAUUUGCUCAUCAGUCACCAUUAGGUUUUUGGCCUUUGCUCUCGGACAACACAAUACACACAGUCAGACCGAUAUAAUAGAUUCCAGCGGUGCCCAAACUGUGAGGCGUGAACCAAAAAGGAAAUCUGGCAACGUCGUCUAAGCGGUUGGACUGGUUUGCUUUUUCCCCUCCACCAACCAAUGCUUUUAGGCACCGAAACCGUAAUGCUACAUCGCCUACAUCUACAUGCCUACUUAUUAGUUAUUAAUGAAUAAUUCGCGCUGCCUUCGUGCCGCGGUGGUAAACGGUUAUCUACGAUAGUUUUAAAAAAAGACUCUGAUUUUUCAAAUGUUCAUUAUUAUUUAUCAGUUAUUACUCAUUAGUCAUUAAUCCUUAUUACUAAUUAGUAAUCACCUAACACUUAAACAGCGUUUAGUCAUUGCCAAUUACUAUAUUCCUAUCCUCUAGUAGCAUUGGGAUUGUUAAUUAUAUAGUCGUUAAUCGUUAGAUCUUAGUUCGCCUAUGAUCUCUGUCCUAUAGCCUUUGGUUUAGCUUCUUGAAGUCUGGAGGUAACUCAAAUUUUGUAUUGAAAAUUACGUUAUUGACCAAUCACGUACGAUUUCGAAUUUUUUUUCGCUGUCAUUGUAAUAUAAUAUCACGAGUUUUUUGUUGACUGUAGUUCGUUCACACAAUGACGAACACGUCCUUACCAAUAAAAUAAUCGUCUUGGUUUAAAACUUCGACAAGAGUCGACUCUUUGUUAACAGACGCCCAUGCUUUUUUUUUUUUUUACCUAUAAUUGUUUUUUUUCAUUUAUUACUUCUGCACAGAAACUUAAUUUUUAUUCUACUACUGGAAUUUAGUGAAGGUAAAGUAUGCGAAUUAAUUACGUUUAUACUGUUUAAAAAUGUAAUCAUAAAUAUUUGAACGUGUGAUGUCGGUACCUACUGAUUUGUAGUGUAACUGUGAGCAUGCCUGGCAUUAUUUUGUUUAAUUACUUAAAAUACCCAUGUAAUAAUUAUAAUCGGGUAUUCCUUUGAUACACAGAGUGCAACAAAAGUCGGUUCUUUAAUUUACACAACAAAUAUUUUAUUAAUAUUUAUUAAUUACAAAGAAUCACUUGUUUAUACUUGAACUGAUGACCAUCUUUUUCGAUGCAACUGCAACGAUGAGAACCCACAGAACAGUAUAAUUAUAAGCAGUUUUUUGAUAACAAGACAAGCGAGAACCAACUUAUGCUGUUAUUGUGUUGGAACAACUUUGGGCCAUGAAUAUUUUGACAAAUAUGGCUCCUAAGAAAUCUGCAUUUUUUAUUUUCUUAGCUUCUUAUAGAGAUGAUGAAAUUAAAAAUGGAAGAAAACCUUCCAACUUUCAACAAUUAAGAACUGAAUUAACACCUAUAUGGAAUAAUAUGACUGUUAUGGAAAAAAAUAAAUUCAAAGAUCUUGCUAAAAAAUAUAAUUCAAAUUUUAAUAAAGAACAGCCAUUGCUACAGAUUAGUGAUCAACACAAAAACAGCUAUGAUUUUUGGAACAUGGAGAAAUAUAUAACUGAAAUGUUUGAAUGUAUACCUAACAAUCAGGAAUUAUUAAAUAAAAAGUUUAUUUUAUUGCACAUAAAUUGUCAUUCUCAUGAUGGAGAACAGUAUUAUUUUCCUGCUGAAAUAGCAGCACUAGAAUUCAAUUUAAAAAAUGGUAUUUUUCGCACGUAUCACCAAAUGAUUGGCAUUUCUAAAAUUUCCCCAAAAGGUUUAGCUGGAGGUAUGAGAGUAUAUGCUGACCAUUUUCAUCAAAUUAAUAGUUGGAAUGAUCAUCCGGAUGAUUAUCAGAAUAUAUUAUUAGAAUUUUCAACAUUUUUAAAGGAUGAACAAAUCAAUGAUACAGAUUUAAAAGAAGGCACUUUAAACUUACCAUAUUUAUUUACUAUACAAUCAGAAGUUGGUACAACUAACAUGAUGAAAGUUAAAAGUAGCUUGGAAAGAUUAUAUUCCAUAGCUUUCCCUGAAGUCAAAGCUGAACAUUGUAAGUCUAUGUUCAAAAUAGGAAGUAUUGAGCAAUUAUUGUUAGAAAUCAAAAAAAAAAUGAACCUUCAAUUGGACCAACAAAAUUCAAGAUUAGGAUUGUCAGUUACUAACAUUUUAGAAUCUGAUUUAUACGGGAAAGGUCUUGGUUGUCUAUACCACGAAUUAAGAGAAAUUUCAUUCAAAUGUUCCAAAGCUCGCAUUGUUCAAUGGAUGUCAAAUAUUUGCAUUCACAUAAAUACAUAUUUUAAUUUGAACCUUGUACCUGGCAGACACAUGGCAGCUCAAUUAGAUGAUGGUUCAAAAUUGAUGAUUGAAAAUGCACAUUUGCCUCUCACAGCAGCAGAUCUGAAAUUAACUAGAAAUACUUCCUAUGAUGAUUGAUCGCCCAACUCUAGUAUAUCAUCUACUCUUACACAAACACAAGAUUCUCUUUCAAAAGAUAAAGAAGAGGAUCUAGUUUGAAGAAUGGUCAUGCAAUUAAACUAUUAAUUCAACUAUUAUGUAAUUUUGUUUAAAAUUUUUAAAUGUAAUUUAUUUAGUUGUAGUCUUAAGUAUUUCCUGUGUAAUAGUAAAAACAUUUCUGAUUUAAUGAUAAUUAUCUUGCACAUAAGAUAUCAAUUUAAUUUUUUUUUUUA